Molecule: messenger RNA, 2611 nt
Organism: Xyrauchen texanus (razorback sucker)
Lineage: Eukaryota; Metazoa; Chordata; Actinopteri; Cypriniformes; Catostomidae
Product: CDK2-associated and cullin domain-containing protein 1-like
Exons: 8
Coding region: 110-1009 (299 amino acids)
Biological process (GO): ubiquitin-dependent protein catabolic process
Molecular function (GO): ubiquitin protein ligase binding
Source: RefSeq, a predicted model, not a curated record
UUGGCCUCUCACUUCGGAGUUAUACCAAAAGCGAUGUAAACAUGCGUCGAUACUCGAUCAACUGACGCGGAUUUGAGCUGUCAUGGACUGUUGAAGUUCCCUCAGUGAGAUGGAGGAGAUGGAGGAGGAUGUUUUAGAUCUCUAUGAUGAUCAUAAUCAUAAUUCUCGCGCAGAGGGUGUGAGUUUGUUCGCACCUGCGCAGGUGUGUGUGGAUUCAUCAGACUCCUGCAGUGACACCUGUGAAUCUGACAGCUCACCUGCAGCCGCUUCUAACGGCGCCGCACUGCUGCUCAACUCUGCUUCAAAGUUCUUCGUGAGUGCAAUGACUGCAGAAGACUACAGGACGAUAUAUUGGCCAAAACUAGAGCGAGCCAUUGAACAGCUGCUGACUCAAAGCCCGAUGGACCACAUCUCCAUCUCAUAUGAACAGAUCUACAGUCACGUUUAUAAGUGUGUGUGCCAACAGCACUCAGAACUGCUCUACAAUGACUUGAUAUGGAAGAUCACAUCUCAUCUAGAACACGUCUCUUCAGAGCUGCAGGCCAGUCCACCGGAAAGUUUCAUUGAAAACUUCAACGUUGCUCUGACGCAGUACACCGCUGCAUUGCACUGCAUCGUUCCAGUGUUCAUCUAUAUGAAUAAGUUCUACAUCGAGACAAAGCUGAACAGAGACCUGCGGGACGAUCUCACGAAGCUCUUCUCCGAGCAUGUAGCAGAGAAACACGUCAGCACAUUACUGCCUCUUCUUAAAAAAGCUCAUGACAUGCCAUUUCAAGUCAAACCAUCGACUAUGGCGAGUGUUGUGAAAGGCCUUUGCACCCUCCGGCCAGACUGGGUGGCUCUCGAUCCAGCUCUGUUUUCUAGAUUCAUUCCUCAAAUCGACCCUCCUGCUCUUGAAUCUCAACUCCCGCAUUACGCUGCUCAAGACAAGAAACUACAAAUGGAGCUCUCGCAGAACGGCUUCUCCAGAGGAGACCAGUCGCGGAAGCGAGCGAGUGAAGAAUCGUGACAGUGAAGUGGAUUUUUACACUACUUCAGUUACGCUGAAACACAUAAACAAAAGACUUCCCGUGGUCUAGAAGCUUCCCGACAAGCUGCUGCAAUUUAAAGAGAGAAUUCCACCUGGAUAUGAAAAUUCUGUCAUCGUUUACUCACCUUCAUGUUGUUCUAAAUCCUGCGUGACUUUCUUUUACGGAGCACAAAAGAUGAUGUUAGGUAGAAUGCUCAAGCUGUUCUUUUCCAUACAAUGAAAGCGAAUGGGGACUAGAGAAUAAUCACCACUGAUGUAGUCCAUAUGAUUCAUACACAAGUUUCCAAGUCUUCUGAAGCCAUAUGAAGCUUUGACGCUAUUGAUGCGUAAUCCAUCCUGUGCUAAUUAGAUUUGAGAACGUUUAACGACUUAAUACGUACAAGACUUAAAUUCUGUAAAGAGCAGCAUGAAUAUGUCCUGAAGAAGAAAGAAAGGGGUGAGGGUGAGUAAAAAGAAUCAUAUUUUUAUUUCUGGGUGAACUGUUCCUUUAAGCCUCUGUAAACUGUGUCAAAUUCACAUCUGAAACAGCAUUGAUGAUGAACGUUGUCCGAUACAGAGACGCUUCGAAUUUGGGAAUUCUCUGUUACUUUGAGAGUUCGUAAAAGCAUUACAAAACUCAUUCUCAUUUCUCAGUUUGUGGCCAAUAAGUGUUUGAAUGGCACAGUCAGAUAUACAGGAAAUAGAAUUGCUGCUUUCUGCUUUCUCUGGGUUUCCUUUGCACAGAAAUCAUUGUGUCUCAAGGCUGAUGUUUCAAAUAGAUGCUGUUAUUCCUUUCUGCUCCGGGUCCAUUUUCUUACCUUGUCAUUCGGUGAGAUCCGUCAGUUUCCAGCAAUAUCGUGUGAGUUCAGAGUUGAUGCUGUAAUAUCUUGAUGUUCUGUUAAGGUUACAAUAGCGUUGGAUUUCAUAUGGAAUAAUGGACAAUGGACACAUUCAAAGUUCCAGAUUUUCCCUGCUUAUUUUAGGGUUCACUACUAAAGAAAAGAGGUUCAUUUUGCUGCCACUUUAGAUAACACAGUUUUAACCAGUUUUGUUCAGCACAUUCUACUUACUGUUGUGCCUUUUGGCUGUCAGCCUUUCUUAAUCUAGUACAUUAAUCUAGUAAUAUGGCAACUGCAACUGUGGAUUGUUUUUUUCUUUAUUUUAUUUUCUUUGCACAUCCUGAGAUGAAAGAUGAAAGUCCUAAUUGAAUCUGGAUGAGGAUUGGAAUUGUGAAUACCGCAUUGAUAAAAGUAAGCUAGGCUGCUAAUAAUUGAUCUGGAAUGAAAGCAUGACACUGAAAUAAGAAAUGAAAUGAUUAUAAAGUCAUAUUUGAAUGUACGUUAUGGACAAAUCUGUAAAAUGCUUGUUAAUGACUUUAAAAAGUGUUACCCAUAAAAGGAAGCACAAAGAACUAAUUUGCAUAUCGGCAGUGUUACAGAAGAAUUCCAAUGGAAUUUUGCUCCUAUACAAAAUGUUUUAAAUUUAGUUCGGAAUGUUAGUUCUUUUUCAAGGCAUAUUCUUUAAAACCUCAUUAAAAAACAUGAUGUAUUAAAUGAGUGCGAUGCCAAACAGAAAACUUGAACUACAAAUAAACAGUUACCA